Molecule: messenger RNA, 1712 nt
Organism: Rhincodon typus (whale shark)
Lineage: Eukaryota; Metazoa; Chordata; Chondrichthyes; Orectolobiformes; Rhincodontidae
Gene: alg11
Product: ALG11 alpha-1,2-mannosyltransferase
Exons: 4
Coding region: 76-1545 (489 amino acids)
Biological process (GO): protein N-linked glycosylation
Cellular component (GO): endoplasmic reticulum membrane
Molecular function (GO): GDP-Man:Man(3)GlcNAc(2)-PP-Dol alpha-1,2-mannosyltransferase activity
Source: RefSeq, a predicted model, not a curated record
AAAUCCUUGUAAAACCUUCGGUUACUGAACUACACGGGAACAUUCACUUCCGGAGCGGAGGUCAGUGUGUCCAAGAUGGCGGGCGGGAGCUGGUGUCUCUGUGAGUUACUGAGGUUUAUGUUUUCGCUGAUCAUUCCUACGCUUUUCGUAACUGCUGGCUUAUCAUUUAUCCUUGCUGCUAUUUUAUUGUAUAUUCGAUUCUGGAUCUGCCCAAAGAAGAAAAUACUACAAACUUCAGGAAAAAAUGGCAAGAGACGACUAGUGGUGGCGUUCUUUCACCCAUACUGUAAUGCUGGGGGUGGAGGAGAAAGGGUAUUAUGGUGCGCAAUAAGAGCUUUACAGAAGAGCUAUGAAGAUAUUUUAGUGAUUAUUUAUACUGGAGAUCAAGAUACCACAGAUGAAGAAAUUCUGAAUGGAGCUUAUAGACACUUUAAUAUCAAACUUCUCCAACCUGUUCAGUUCGUUUUCCUUGAAAAACGAUAUUUUGUUGAAGCUAAGCUUUAUCCAUAUUUCACUCUGCUAGGUCAAAGUCUGGGAUCUAUUUUCCUUGGAUGGGAGGCCCUUAUGAAAUGUGUUCCAGAUAUCUUUAUAGAUUCCAUGGGCUAUGCUUUCACACUUCCUCUCUUCAAGUAUUUGGGAGGCUGCCAAGUUGGCUGCUAUGUUCAUUACCCUACAAUUAGCACAGACAUGCUGUCUGUGGUGAGGGACAGGAAUCCAAGGUUUAACAAUGCAGAUUUUAUAUCGACAAAUCCCGUACUGAGCAAUCUCAAACUUGUAUACUAUUACAUCUUCGCUUGGAUGUAUGGAUUUGUUGGUUCUUGCAGUGACAUUAUAAUGGUAAAUUCCACAUGGACUCUGAAUCAUAUCCUUGCUCUUUGGAAAGCUGGUGACCGAACCCAUGUUGUCUACCCACCCUGUGAUGUACAGACAUUCCUGAAUAUUCCAUUAGUGGAUGACACUAAAAAGACAGAACAUUCCAUUGUCUCAAUUGGCCAGUUUCGGCCGGAGAAAGACCAUCCUCUACAAAUCAAAGCCUUCUAUCAGUUCCUUCAGAUGAAGAGUGCUCAGAAGUCAGCUGUGAAGUUAAUAUUGAUUGGCGGUUGCCGCAAUGCAGAUGACAAAGUGCGAGUAGCUGCUCUAAAAGAACUGUGCAAAAAUUUGGGAGUUAUGGAAAAUGUUGAGUUUAAGAUUAACAUUUCAUUUGAAGAACUUAAGAAACAUCUAGCUGAAGCCGCUAUUGGACUGCAUACAAUGUGGAAUGAACAUUUUGGUAUAGGGGUGGUUGAAUGCAUGGCAGCAGGAACUGUUAUUCUGGCCCAUAAUUCAGGAGGCCCCAAGCUGGACAUAGUAGUACCACAUAAUGGAGUUCAGACGGGUUUCCUAGCAGACAGCGAAGAAAGUUAUGCAGAUGCUAUGAAGAACAUUCUAUCACUGUCACCUGAAAAGAGACUGGAGAUCAGGAAGAACGCUCGACAGUCUGUGAGCAGAUUCUCCGACCAGGAGUUUGAAACAUCAUUUAUAUCUGCCGUAGAACUAUUUUUUUAACGGAAGAUAAUUUAUAAUUAUUGAACUACGUAAAUAAAUGUAAACAAUUUUCCCUCCCCUUGGACGGAGGGAAGAGGGAUACAAGGUAUUGUAUGCGUUUAUUGGUGUAUAUUUGAAAGAUUUAUAAUGCUGUAUUGAACCUCUGUUAUAAAAGCUUAUAAAGCAAA